CGUUCUCUGUCUGAUCACGGAGCUCAACGAUUGCGGGUCUACCUCAGUGUCUCGGUGUCUUGCUCGAGCUGUGCUCCAGUCUCGUUGGUAAGCGAGCUCAUCUGUCAGAAUCCAUCUGAUUUGUUGUCACUCAGUUUGAGUGAUUCGUACCCGUGUCUUUUCCCCGAGAAAAGCACCCCUGCUCCAUUGGAAGAAUGGCGUCCGCGACCGUGGAUAUCGGAGUGAUCGACCUCCCAUCGAUCCCCGAGCUGCCGGAAUUCUAUUCGAAGUACGCUCUAUCCGUGCUCGCCGCGUCCACGGCGGAAGUGAGCACGUAUCCCUUGGACAUCGUGAAAACGCGCAUGCAGAUUCAGGGCGAAGACAUGGCCCGUCAAGCUGGCAGCGACUCAGCGAAACCUCGAGGGUUCUUCGGUUUGGCAAUGGACAUCGUUCGCAAGGAAGGACCGCUCCAGCUGUGGCGGGGUUUCCCACCGACCAUGUACCGGCAUAUAAUUUAUACGGGCAGCCGCAUGACCAUCUAUGAGAGCAUUCGGGACGUGUACCUUGUCGAUCAGGAUUCGAACAAACUGUUGAAGAGUAUCGGGGUAGGAGUCUUUGCGGGAGCCCUCGGUCAAUUCAUGGCCAGUCCCGUCGAUCUCGUGAAGGUUCGGAUGCAAAUGGACGGACGGAGAAUUCUUCAAGGACUUCCCCCGAGAGUAACGAGCACAAUGCAGGCCCUCCGGGAGACCGUGAAAGAAGGCGGGGUUCGAGCCAUGUGGAAAGGCGGUGCGCCGAAUGUGUGUCGCGCAGCGCUGGUGAACCUCGGGGAUCUUACGACCUACGACUGGGCGAAAACCAAAAUCAUCACCAACACCGAUUUCGGUGAGAGUUACUCGACUCACGCCCUGGCUUCCGCUUGUUCUGGACUUGUUUCCGCCGUUCUGGCGACUCCGGCGGACGUCGUACGCACCAGGGUGAUGAAUCAGCCGACGGAUGAAUUCGGACGCGGAGUUCUCUACAAAGGCUCGAUGGACUGUUUCGUGCAGACGGCCACCAAAGAGGGUCCCAGAGCAUUGUACAAAGGGUUCCUCCCUAUCUGGGGCCGCAUGGCGCCUUGGUCGUUCAUUUUCUGGCUCUCAUACGAAGAACUCCGAAGGGUUUCGGGUCUCAAAGGCUUCUAGUCUCGUUACCGAGGAUCGUACAGAAGCUUCGACUGAAGUAAUGGUUCUCAUGUUUAUUUUGUGUUCUUAAUGAUAAUAAUUAAUGUAGCUUAGCAUUUAGUGGGCAAAACGAGA
Molecule: messenger RNA, 1274 nt
Organism: Galendromus occidentalis (western predatory mite)
Lineage: Eukaryota; Metazoa; Arthropoda; Arachnida; Mesostigmata; Phytoseiidae
Product: mitochondrial uncoupling protein 4
Exons: 3
Coding region: 195-1160 (321 amino acids)
Biological process (GO): transmembrane transport
Source: RefSeq, a predicted model, not a curated record